GAAAGGAUAUGCAACUACUUUCAGCCAUAACAGGCAUAAAGCAAAUUGCUUGACAAAUAUAAGAAAUUUUCAUGUCAGUUAUCCAAGAUCGGAUUUAAUGGAGUUUUUUGAUGACCCUAAAAAUUGGGGUGAACAAGAAGUCAGAACAGGACGAGCAUGGACAAUAGAUGAAUUACGAAUAAAAAGUAACUCUGAUCUGCAUAAACUUUGGUUUGUUCUUUAUAAAGAAAAAAACAUGCUCUUAACUAUGGAACAGGCUGCUAAAGAUCAAGUUGAAUUAUUUCCUAAUCCUGAAAGAAUUGAUAAAGUUGAAAUUAGUAUGGAAAAUUUAGAAGCUGUUGUCAGAGAAAGAAAUGAAGCUUACUAUUUGCUAGAAACUGGCAAAACAGGUGAAAGACCUCAUGCUUAUAAAGAAGAUUAUUUUGGAAGAUUUAAUGUAGUGCCUUUAGAUGAGCAUCUAGUUCCAAUGAAAGAAAAUGAAAAAUUUUUAGAAGAAGAUUUGUUUCCUACUAUGGAGACAGUGAAUCCUACGUUACCAGAAUUUAUAUUGAAAUUAAAUGAAAAAGAACGAUUAAAAGAACGAGCUGAGCGAAGAAAAAAGAGGGGCUACAUAAAAUUGUUAUUCAAAGAAUUUCCUGAUAUUGACAUGGAAGCAUUACAGGAAGAAUAUCCUGAUAUAGAUGUUUAUGAGUACAAGAAAUAUUUAGAAGAUAAGGAUGAACUCUAAAUCCUCCCCAAGAAAGCGUUUUCUAAUGCCAUGUGUAUAGGUAUGCAAAAUAUGAAAAACUAAUUAUGUAAAUAUGUGAAUAAAAAUGGUUAAUGUGGAAUUUAA
Stegodyphus dumicola is the source of this 832-nucleotide messenger RNA. RefSeq names its product mitochondrial ribosomal protein L47 (gene mRpL47). Gene Ontology annotation, cellular component: mitochondrial ribosome; mitochondrial large ribosomal subunit. Gene Ontology annotation, molecular function: structural constituent of ribosome. NCBI's taxonomy places the organism in Eukaryota, Metazoa, Arthropoda, Arachnida, Araneae, Eresidae. The record is from RefSeq and is a predicted model, not a curated record. Gene Ontology annotation, biological process: mitochondrial translation.